This is a messenger RNA of Parnassius apollo (apollo), 576 nucleotides long. NCBI's taxonomy places the organism in Eukaryota, Metazoa, Arthropoda, Insecta, Lepidoptera, Papilionidae. The record is from the annotation of a GenBank genome assembly.
AUGCGUAAGUUUAGUGUACAGAAAAACCCAUCAAAGCCUUUUUCUGCAAGCGUUACAGAGCUGAAAAAGUACAUAGGUAUCUGUCUGCUAAUGGACAUUGCCCCACUGCCGCAUACUCGAAUGUACUGGGAAACUGAAUUUCCUAAUGAGCCUGAUUUAGGCGCAAGUGCCAACAUUGUUAUCCGGCUUGCAAGGUCUAUUCCCAGGGAUAAAAAUUACAAAUUAUUCUUUGAUAACUACUACCCAUACCCUGAAUUGAUUACGUAUCUUGCCAAUGAAGGAAUAUAUUCUAUGGGAACCGUGAACAAAGCACGACUAGGCAAAUCUAUACAAAUACCAUCAAUGAAAGAUCUAAAAAGUAGCAAGAAGGAAAGAGGAUAUUCAGAGGAAUGUGUGUGCAAUGUAAAUGGCACAGAUAUCGUCGCAGUUAUGUGGUACGAUAAUAAACCAGUGGUGUUGACUUCAUCUUUUAUUGGAAAAGAUCCUACUCAAAAAGUAAGGAGGUUUUGUAAAAAACAAAAGAAAUAUAUACUCGUAGAUAUCGAUUGCCCUCAAAUUGUUCGCAACUACAAUUAG